CAGAAAAGUAUCCGUUGAAAAAUUGAACGUUAAUCCCUUCAUCACAUAACAGAGCAGAAUCCGAUACCAGACCCACCUGCUAUGAAUAAAUGCUCCCUCUUAUUCUUUCCCUACUCAACUCAUCCACACUGAAUUCAGAAAAGAAAAGCAAGUAAUUAAGAAGAAGAAGAAGAAGAAGAAGAAGAAGAAGAAGAAGAAGAUCGAAGAUGGGUAUGGUGGUUGUGAUCUCUCUCCCUUUCAUAAUCUUCUGCUUCCUUCUUGGAUUUGGAUGUUUCUUUUUUGGAAAAGCAAGAGGAAGGAGAGAGAUGCAGAGCAACCCACAAGUUUAUGGAAUGCCAGCUCCACCCCCAGGCGCUUCUCCUGUCAAGCCAGAAAAUACUCAUAAUGUUUGAUUCACUCCAUUUCUCUCUUCUGUUCACAAAUAUACCUCAUAUAUAUGUAUUUCCUUCUUCUUCUUCUACUUUACAGCUUCAAUUUCAAUCAUCUUUCCUUUAUUUCAUUACCUAAAUUCAACCUGUUACCUGAUAAGAGAAAAGGAAGAACAAAACAAUUAUAAAUAUAUUGUGUGUUUUGGGAUUAAGGGUCGAAGUCAAUGCCAAGGUC
This is a messenger RNA of Vigna umbellata (rice bean), 603 nucleotides long. RefSeq lists its product as uncharacterized. The record is from RefSeq and is a predicted model, not a curated record. Lineage: Eukaryota; Viridiplantae; Streptophyta; Magnoliopsida; Fabales; Fabaceae.